CUCCACGCCAACACCCUCGCUGCAAAGUAAAUACUUAAAGAAAAUCUCAUGAAUUCAUUGCCCAAAACAACCUUAGCUUAUGAAACCUCAGAAAGAACUAAGAAACCUUGCAAUGGCAGAAAAACCUAUGUUUCACUGUUUAUUUCUUCUAGCUUCACUACUGCUGUUUACCGCGGUGGCUACUAGCAACGCCACAACGGUGGUGAAGAACCUAGACCUAAAGAGGUUCAUGGGUAGAUGGUACGAAAUAGCGAGUUUCCCUUCAUUCUUUGAGAAGAGCGAUGCUGUGGACACUAGGGCCACAUACACACUCAAUGAUAAUGGAACAAUUCAUGUGCUCAAUGAGAAUUGGAUUGAUGGCAAGAGGAACUAUAUUGAAGGAAUUGCAUACAAGGCUGAUCCAAAUAGCGAUGAGGCCAAGCUUAAGGUCAAGUUCUAUGUGCCUCCCUCCUUUCCCAUAUUCCCUGUUAUUGGAGAUUACUGGGUUCUCUAUAUCGACCAGGAUUAUCAAUAUGCUGUCAUUGGUGGACCAACUAAGAUAUUUCUUUGGAUAUUAUCAAGGAAGAACCAUAUAGAUGAUGCAACCUACAAUGAGCUUGUUGAGAAAGCAAAGGAUGAAGGUUAUGAUGUGAGCAAACUCCAUAAGACUCCACAGAGUGAGACACCACCACCACCAGUGGAUGAAGGCGUUUUUAGUUUGGAUGAUCAAAUCCUUUCUGGGGAACUGAAAUAAACAUUAUGUUGUUGUAUUGGCAAAUAUACGAUCAUGUUCAGAACUAUCUUAUGAAUAAAUAAAGUGGUCAAUAAUGAAAGGUCUCUUACGUUUGGAUCUUAGUAA
Arachis duranensis is the source of this 838-nucleotide messenger RNA. RefSeq names its product temperature-induced lipocalin-1. The transcript has 2 exons. NCBI's taxonomy places the organism in Eukaryota, Viridiplantae, Streptophyta, Magnoliopsida, Fabales, Fabaceae. The coding region runs from base 80 to 733 and encodes 217 amino acids. The record is from RefSeq and is a predicted model, not a curated record.